This is a messenger RNA of Torulaspora globosa, 1530 nucleotides long. It is a transcript of the gene NOP58, whose product is annotated as RNA-processing protein NOP58. Gene Ontology annotation, molecular function: snoRNA binding. The transcript has a single exon. The record is from RefSeq and is a predicted model, not a curated record. The coding region runs from base 1 to 1530 and encodes 509 amino acids. NCBI's taxonomy places the organism in Eukaryota, Fungi, Ascomycota, Saccharomycetes, Saccharomycetales, Saccharomycetaceae. Gene Ontology annotation, cellular component: box C/D methylation guide snoRNP complex; small-subunit processome.
AUGGCUUACGUUUUAACUGAAACUUCUGCUGGUUAUGCCCUUUUAAAGGCUUCAGAUAAGAAGAUUUACAAGUCUACCAAAUUGAUCCAGGACUUGGACUCGUCUGAAAAAGUGCUGAAGGAGUUCAAAAUCGCUGCUUUCUCGAAAUUCAACUCUGCUGCCAAUGCUCUGGAAGAAGCUUCUGCGAUCAUCGAGGGUAAGGUGUCUCCACAAUUGCAAAGUUUGCUGGAGGACAUCAAGAAGGACAAAAAGGCUACGCUGGUUGUGAGUGAGACCAAAUUGGCCAAUGCUAUUAACAAGUUGGGACUGAAUUUCAACGUGAUCUCUGAUGCCGUCACUCUGGACAUUUACAGAGCUGUCAAGGAGUAUUUGCCGGAGCUGCUACCUGGUCUGACCGACGGCGACUUGAGCAAGAUGUCUCUGGGUCUGGCGCACUCUAUCGGUCGUCACAAGCUGAAGUUCUCUGCUGACAAGGUGGAUGUGAUGAUCAUUCAGGCCAUUGCCCUGUUGGAUGACUUGGAUAAGGAGUUGAACACAUAUGCGAUGAGAUGCAAGGAGUGGUACGGGUGGCACUUCCCUGAGCUGGCCAAGAUAGUCACCGACUCGGUUGCGUACGCUAGAAUCAUCUUGACUAUGGGUGUGAGAUCGAAGGCGGCGGAGACCGAUAUGAGCUCUAUUUUGCCGGAAGAAAUUGAGGAGCGUGUCAAGACCGCAGCUGAGGUCUCGAUGGGUACCGAAAUCACUCAAAUUGACCUGGACAAUAUCAAAUGUUUGGCAGAGCAAAUCGUUGAAUUUGCCGCUUACAGAGAACAGUUAUCGAACUACCUAUCGGCAAGAAUGAAGGCUAUCGCUCCAAAUUUGACUCAGCUGGUCGGUGAACUUGUCGGUGCUAGGUUGAUUGCCCACUCAGGCUCUUUGAUCUCUUUGGCCAAAUCCCCAGCUUCCACCAUCCAAAUUUUGGGCGCAGAAAAGGCUUUGUUCAGAGCUUUGAAAACCAAACACGACACACCAAAAUACGGUCUGCUAUACCACGCCUCUCUAGUUGGUCAAGCGACCGGUAAAAAUAAGGGUAAAAUUGCUAGAGUGCUUGCUGCCAAGGCCGCUGUCUCUCUGCGUUACGACGCCCUAGCUGAAGAUAGAGACGAUUCCGGCGAUAUUGGUUUGGAAGCCAGAGCGAAAGUUGAAAACAGGCUCUCGCAAUUGGAAGGCAGAGACUUGAGGACGACUCCGAAGGUCGUGCGUGAGGCCAAGAAGGUGGAAAUUACUGAGGCCAGAGCCUACAACGCUGAUGCCGAUGCCGCCCCAGUAGAGAACGCUGAUUCAGACGAUGAGGAUGAAGACGAAGGAGAGAGCGAGCAGAAGGUGAAGAAGGACAAGAAGAAGGAGAAGAAGGAGAAGAAAGAUAAGAAGAGAAAGAGAGACGAGGAGGAAGAAGACAGCAAAGAGUCCAAGAAAUCAAAGAAGGAGAAGAAAGAGAAGAAGGAAAAGAAGGAGAAGAAAGAAAAAAAGUCUAAGAAGGAGAAGAAAUAG